CAACGCCAGAGUACGUUUUUUUAUCACCAAGUGCAAGCAUCUUUCAGUGUGGGACGACGCGUUUCGGAUUGGAAGUUAAAAUUUAUGUUUUUUCUCAGGUGUUUCUGAUAGGCACAUUACUUGUAACAUUUUUUGGCCACGUCAUCUUGAGAUAUGGGAUCAGUUGUGAGGAACAUACUACUUCUUAUCGUGCUUUGGAUCUCAUGUGUAUAUGGUGAUAGUCGAUAUCUUAUAAAAGAAUAUGCUGAUGGAAAACAUUUUUGGGGUAAAAAUUUUACGGUCAUGGAAGGCAAAAACGUUACAUUUUCUUGUGGGUCUAAAUCGCAAAAGCGUCAUAAGGACAUUUCAUGGUUCGCAUCUGUAGAAGAAAGAAAAAUUGCUGGUACAAUGUACAAACAGUUGGACAUCAUUAAGAGACGUUUUGGACAAAAAGCGGUCCUCAUACGUGGUGGGCGAUAUUACAGCGGUCGACCUGAAGUAAUUCCCAACACAUUCGAUAUCAAGUUGAACAACAUAAGUAGAUACAUAGCUGGGCGAUACAAAUGUUUGGUAAUAUCGUUGAUGUGCAAUACGACUUACGCAGAAUUGACAGACCACAUUGUCAUUGUGAAAUCAAAACCAAAGAUUGAGUCAAAAAUGAAACCAACAUGA
This is a messenger RNA of Xenia sp. Carnegie-2017, 651 nucleotides long. RefSeq lists its product as uncharacterized. Bases 154 to 651 code for a protein of 165 amino acids. The record is from RefSeq and is a predicted model, not a curated record. Lineage: Eukaryota; Metazoa; Cnidaria; Anthozoa; Malacalcyonacea; Xeniidae. The transcript is spliced from 5 exons.